GAAAAAGAGGCACUCUUAUACAAUGGAAAAAUUGAGCUAACACCAUGAAUAGUUCUGCAAGCAUUCGCUCAGCCAUUGUUUCACAGCGUUUAACUGGAACGCUUUGGGAAGAAUUUUGUGAAGAGGCUGCUAAUUAUGCAGCUGUAGAAUUCGCAAGAAAAUCAGUUUCUUUUGUUUCACUUAAUCCCAUAUAUAAUAAUGGUGCUUUUUUUAAUAAAGCACCUCGGAAGUUUAUUGAUACUUUUUAUGUAAAAUUUGAAGAAGAGUUACAAAGAAUCGCACAAGAUAAUGAAGAAAGAUGCAAUCAGCGAGAAAUUGAUGCUCUUAACAAAAAUACUAAGCGAUCACUUUCAAUGAGAAUGAAAAAGAUUUUCAGAAAGAGUACACCCUUAGAUAAAGACUUAACUAAAGAAACAGAAAAUAUGACAUCUGAUAAAAUUCAAGAUAAAAAUUUUUCUAACACAAAAUCUACAGACAAAAAUUUUGUUGUAAAUGAUAUAAUUAAAGAUGGUUAUAUGCAUGAAUUAGCAAAUAUUGAAGGUCGUGGAGACAAUGGAUUGACUUGGAAAAAAUGUCGUCUUGUUUUGUCAAAAGCUCCUGGAGGGUAUAUGCUGGAAAUUUUUGUUCCACCUAAGGCUUCCAAACCACGUGCAGGAGUAUUUUGUUUUCUAAUACAUGAAGCUCGAAAAGCAUCAUUAUUAGAGAUGCCUGAUUCAGAUUGUGUAUUUAUUAUUAAAGCCGUAAACAAUAAAGAAUAUAUGCUUGCUGCAAACGAUGAAGAAGAUAUGAAACAAUGGCUUGAAUCUAUUACAAAAUGUAUGGAAGAGGACACUUCAGCUCCAUCGACCCCAACAAGCCCUGUAGAUUCACCACGUACUUUUGCAUUUGACACUCAACAAACAUCAGCACAAUCUGAUGGAGCUUCUCAAAGCAAUCAUGUUUCUAAUGCUGGAAGUUUACCAAAAAGACAUAUAGUUUCGCCACUCGCUAAACAGCAGUCUUCUUUUGAUAAUGAAUCAUCAGAACCUUUGCGCUCAAUCUUUGACCAAGAAAAUGAAAUAUUUUCAGAUACACUACCUGAACGAUCUACUUAUCAAGCCCCAGUUCAAAACCCUAAGGUUAUUAAUGGUUACAAUAUUACUUCUUCUCAAGAUAGUCAAGCUGCACCUAUCACUACUCCUGAAGUUCUUUCACCAAUUCCAGAAACUCAGUGUGAUUGGACAAAUCCCUUUGGUGAAAAUCACCCACUGGCUGUAUAUCCAUGGUUUCAUGGCACUAUAACUAGGGUUCAAUCUUCUAUGCAUGUUCUACAACAAGGUUCAAGUUGGCAUGGAGUAUUUUUAGUUCGUCAAAGUGAGACACGCCGUGGUGAAUAUGUUUUAACUUUUAAUUUGCAAGGUCGUUCAAAGCAUUUGCGAAUGUCACUUAACUCAGAAGGUAAUUGUCGCGUUCAGCAUCUUCGGUUCGAAACUAUAUUUGACAUGCUAGAGCAUUUUCGGCUUCAUCCGAUUCCUUUAGAAAAUAAUGGUUCAGAUGAUGUUCGAUUAACUGGUUAUGUUUACUCUGAUGAGAAUGGAACUGAAAAUGAAAGACAAUCUAGAGAAGACAGAACAACAGGUCUGCGAAGAGCAAACACAUAUAGUGGUGCUGCAAUAGGCCUCAGAAUUGAAUCUGGCUCAGUUAGGGAAACAAGAGCAAGUCUAAAUCAAUCUAGAAAACAACUAGCAGCACAUAAUUCAUAUGAAAUGGUUUAAAAUAUAACUAAUCUUGAAUGUAAAGCAUCAAAUGAAUUGAUUUAGUUCUGUUCUCAUAUAUAUAUUUUUUUUACUUUACUUUGAUAAACUAGAUAAAGUGCUCUUUAGUUUUUAUCUUAAUGAACUAAAGUAUAAGAUAUUUAUUUUCUACUUAUAUGAACUACAGAAUGCAACAUGGAAUGCAAUAUUUGUUUUAAUAGAUUUUUUUAAUGUUUAAAUGCAAAAAAAAAAAAGUUUUUAAAAAUUUUUAUUCUUUUGUUUUAAUUUAUUGCUCAACCUUUUUUUCUAAAUAUGAUAUGUUAUUAGGCUAUAGUACAUAGUCAAUUUGUUUUUAUUUAAAAAAGAUUGUUUUGGUAAAUAUCUUACAAAAAAAUUUUUUUUUUCCUCUUCAGUUUUUUUUUUCAUAAUUAAUGAAUUGUUUUGAGUUCUAUAUGCUUUCAUUUUUAAAUCUAAUUGUCUUUUAUUUUAUGUUUUGUGACCAGAAAGUUUGACCAUGUUGAUAUUUGGUCAAACUCUUGAAUUUAUCAAAGUUAAAAGUUUUUUAUUUUUAAUACUUUUAUUAUUUAAAAGAUAUGUUUUUAUGGAAAA
Hydra vulgaris (swiftwater hydra) is the source of this 2342-nucleotide messenger RNA. RefSeq names its product SH2B adapter protein 2. The record is from RefSeq and is a predicted model, not a curated record. Gene Ontology annotation, biological process: intracellular signal transduction. Gene Ontology annotation, molecular function: transmembrane receptor protein tyrosine kinase adaptor activity. Gene Ontology annotation, cellular component: plasma membrane. NCBI's taxonomy places the organism in Eukaryota, Metazoa, Cnidaria, Hydrozoa, Anthoathecata, Hydridae.